UGUUAAAACCUUGGACCCUAAACCCCGGUCUCUCUCUCCCUCCCUCUCUCUCUCUCUGAAGCUCCUCCAUUCUCUCUUCCUUCGUCGUGCCCGACUGCCCGUUGCGCAAAUUCAUAGUCUCCGAGCUCGCCUCUACCAAGUCCGAAUCAUCGCCACGCAAACUCUUGAGUAAGUCGAUGCUUUUGAAGUGUGACUGACUUCCCUGUAAAGAGAGGAAAAAGCAACUAUGGCUUCUAGAGCACUUUUAAGGAGAAGAAUUGUCUCUGAUUACCUUGCUGCCCGCUCUAUUUGGGGUUUUCAAAAUCUGUCUCGUGUCCAGUCUACUCAACAUGUGGAUUCUCAUGGUCGGAGCUGUGGUGCAAAUUCUUAUUUUGGAGAUACUGGCUGUGCAGAGGACCGGGGUGUCAUCUUACCUGCAAAAGAAUAUUUGCUGAAUUUUUCAGCAUUAGGACUCUUUAGGCAUAGAUAUUAUGGAACUAAGGUAUCUGAUUAUGUUUAUGGGAGGCCACAGUUUAUUUCCCCCACAGGGAUGAAGUUGCUGCCACAAUCUUUACGUUUUGCUUCCACAGCCACAGCUGGUCAACCUGAUUUGGGUAGUGAAGAUGAAGAAAAUGAACAAGUGGUUGCUAAAAAGAGAAAAGAAGCAUCUCCAGAAGAAUGUGAUCAAGCUGUUGAAGGUCUGAGUACUGCAAAGGCCAAAGCUAAAGCAAAAAGAUUGCAAGAAUCUGAGAAGGUUACUACAUCUGGUCUACAAGGAGUAUGGGCCACCCUUCUAGGGAUUGGUCCAGCUUUGAGAGUCGUGUCUUCUAUGAGCAGGGAAGAUUGGGCCAAGAAAUUAACUCAUUGGAAGAAUGAAUUCAAAUCAACAAUGCAACAUUAUUGGUUGGGCUCUAAGCUCCUGUGGGCUGACAUGAGGAUUAGUUCAAGAUUGUUGCUUAAACUUGCUGGUGGGAAGAAUCUCUCUAGGAGGGAGAGGCAACAGCUAACCCGGACCACAGCUGAUAUAUUUAGGCUAGUCCCUUUUGCAGUUUUCAUCAUUGUUCCUUUCAUGGAAUUCUUGCUUCCAGUUUUCCUGAAGUUAUUUCCCAACAUGUUGCCAUCAACAUUCCAAGAUAAAAUGAAAGAACAGCUUUUCAUCCCUGCUCAAGCCAGUAAGGAAGCAUUAAUAAGGAGGCUGAAUGCAAGAAUAGAGUACGCAAAGUUUCUUCAAGAAACUGUUAAAGAAAUGGCAAAGGAAGUUCAGAACUCACGGAGUGGAGAAAUUAAGAAAACAGCUGAAGAUCUCGAUGAAUUUUUGAAUAAGGUUAGAAGAGGAGCACGUGUCUCUAAUGAAGAAAUUUUGGGGUUUGCUAAGUUGUUCAAUGAUGAACUUACUCUGGAUAACAUUAGCAGGCCUCGGCUAGUGAACAUGUGCAAAUAUAUGGGAAUCAGUCCUUUUGGAACAGAUGCAUAUUUGCGUUUUAUGCUUCGGAAAAGAUUGCAAUGGAUUAAAAAUGACGAUAGGUUGAUACAAGCUGAGGGCGUGGAGUCUCUUUCUGAAGCCGAACUUCGUGAAGAUUGUAGGGAGCGAGGCAUGCUUGGAUUACUUUCAGUUGAGGAAAUGCGCCAACAGCUCCACGAUUGGUUGGAUCUAUCUCUCAAUCACUCUGUACCUUCUUCCCUUCUGAUUCUGUCCAGAUCCUUUACUGUCUCUGGAAAGCUAAAGCCAGAGGAAGCUGUUCAAGCAACACUGUCUUCACUACCAGAUGAGGUUGUGGAUACUGUUGGUAUCACAUCAUUGCCAUCUGAAGAUUCUCUUGCAGAAAGGAGGAGGAAGCUGGAGUUCCUUGAAAUGCAGGAAGAACUCAUCAAGGAGGAGGAAGAGAAAGAGGAAGAAGAGCAAGCCAGGAUAAAGGAAUCUACAGCUGAACAGGAGGAUGUGGCCUUGAAAGAGAUGGCUAUUCCAACAGCAAAGGAAGCACAAGAGCAAGCGAGAGCAAUAACUCUGGAAAAACAGGAGCAGCUUUGUGAACUCAGUCGUGCUCUGGCUGUUCUAGCUUCUGCAUCUUCAGUCAGUAGAGAGCGUGAAGCAUUCCUAAGGCUAGUCAACAAAGAGAUUGAACUCUACAAUAGCAUGGUAGAGAAAGAAGGUGCAGACGAACAAGAGGCCAUGAAGGCAUAUAGAGCUUCCCAUGAAGAAAGUGACCUGACUUCUGAGGCUGCCGUAAGCAAUGAGGUGUCGUCAGCACUCAUAGAUAGGGUUGAUGCCGUGCUUCAAAAACUUGAAAAAGAAAUUGAUGAUGUGGAUGCUAAAAUUGGUGAUCGGUGGCGGCUGCUUGACAGAGAUUAUGAUGGCAAAGUGACUCCAGAGGAGGUUGCAGCUGCUGCGAUGUACUUGAAGGAUACUUUGGGCAAAGAGGGGAUUCAAGAACUCAUUAGCAACCUCUCCAAAGAUGGAGAAGGCAAAAUUCUUGUUGAAGACAUUGUGAGAUUGGGCAGUCGAGUUGAAGAUUCCAGUGCAGCUGAAGUCGGGGGGAGAUAAGAGAAUAGCAUCAUCUCAGUAGUAUUCACUUUAGACUAGGUUUGGAGGUAGUCUUUUUGCUAUUAAUCACAGUGGCCAAUAUAUUUUAGGCAGCGAUAUAUGCAUCUACCCAUCAUAAAGAUCGAGUUUGUGAUUCUUUCUAGCAGAGUAUUGGAAAAGGUUUGUCGGUAAGGGCUGUAAAAAUGAUCAUGUAGCGAGUGUUGUGCCGGAACUGAAAAGAUCAUCAUGUAGCGUAGCGACACACAGGUUUCGAGUUCUUGGCCUCAAUGGUUGUAUAGUAGUCUGUACAUGACACAAACAAUCGUUUAUGGAUGCUUCAUAUCAUGCCCCCUAUGAUCUACUUAGUAAUAUGGAAAGACCUUCUAC
Diospyros lotus (date-plum) is the source of this 2887-nucleotide messenger RNA. RefSeq lists its product as uncharacterized. NCBI's taxonomy places the organism in Eukaryota, Viridiplantae, Streptophyta, Magnoliopsida, Ericales, Ebenaceae. Bases 227 to 2521 code for a protein of 764 amino acids. Gene Ontology annotation, molecular function: calcium ion binding; ribosome binding. Gene Ontology annotation, cellular component: mitochondrial inner membrane. The record is from RefSeq and is a predicted model, not a curated record. The transcript is spliced from 16 exons. Gene Ontology annotation, biological process: intracellular monoatomic cation homeostasis.